AUGCCACUCAAAUCGCCGCAGGAACGUGAGCACUCAGAGGCUAAGAUGGAGCCUCCUAUCUUUGGGGCGAAUGAAGAAUGCUCAGGAUUCUUGGGUUCGGAAAUUGUUGAAUUGAUUGUAGGAAAAUACGAGGAAAGAUUCUUAAUAGAAAAGAAGCUUCUAUGUCGCAGAAUCCCCUAUUUCAGAACAAUCUUUACAAGUAAAGAUACAGGAACCUUGGAGAAUACGGACAGAUUCCCAGAUGACGACUCUGGCGCCUUUUCAAUACUUAUGGAAUGGAUCUAUGACGAUAAGCUACCAAAAUUGGGGGCAAUCUUUUACGACGGCGCAAACGAGAUACAAUUUACUUGGCAACCUGUAUCCCUAUAUUGUCUAGCCGAAAAGUUGCACCUCCACUCUAGCAGACCGUAA
This is a messenger RNA of Sclerotinia borealis F-4128, 411 nucleotides long. Lineage: Eukaryota; Fungi; Ascomycota; Leotiomycetes; Helotiales; Sclerotiniaceae. The record is from the annotation of a GenBank genome assembly.